Scatophagus argus is the source of this 3437-nucleotide messenger RNA. It is a transcript of the gene stx11a, whose product is annotated as syntaxin 11a. The record is from RefSeq and is a predicted model, not a curated record. Gene Ontology annotation, molecular function: SNARE binding; SNAP receptor activity. The coding region runs from base 220 to 1104 and encodes 294 amino acids. The transcript is spliced from 2 exons. NCBI's taxonomy places the organism in Eukaryota, Metazoa, Chordata, Actinopteri, Scatophagidae. Gene Ontology annotation, cellular component: synaptic vesicle; plasma membrane; presynaptic active zone membrane. Gene Ontology annotation, biological process: intracellular protein transport; exocytosis; synaptic vesicle fusion to presynaptic active zone membrane.
UUCCGCUUUAGCACCCACCUGCUGUAGGCUUGUGUCAGUGUGUCGCUGCGAUGUAGACCUCCCUGAAAACACUCAGAGACAGACCGGCGUACAUGUUGAAAAUAGUUGAAAGAAGGGAGAGAGAGAGAGAGAGAGAAAAGAGGAAAUGCGCCUUUCCGUGCUCGCCUCUUCUGCUUUAGUUUGACAGUGAACGACCGCCGAGGAACACAGUAAGGUGCAAUGAGGGACCGACUGUGCGAGCUGCAGAGCUCCAGAUCUGCAGAGGAGGAGAGCAGCCCCGAGGAGAACCACAACCACAUCGCUGAGGACGAUGAGGAGCGUCUGCAGCUACAAGCCAUCGUGUUUGAGGGAGAGGAAGUCAAGGACAGCCUCUACAAAGAGGCACAGGCACUGAGGAAGGAAAUGCUGCUGCUCAAAAUGGACGUGAAGCGUCUUGGGAAGCAGAACACGAGGUUCCUAACGUCCGUCAGGAGGAUCAGCAGCAUCAAGCGGGACUCUAACGCACUCGGACGGGACAUCAAGGCCAGAGGGGAGGCCGUUUUCACCCGGCUGGAGAAGCUGGGGAACCUGAGCAAGGAGCUGGAAGAGGAGCACGGACCAACAUCAGCCGUGGCUCGCAUGGUGCGUUUACAGCACAUCUCUUUGACCGCUGCCUUCCACGACGCCAUGUCUGAGUACAACGAGGCCGAGAUGGUCCAGAGGGAGAACUGCAAGACCCGCAUCCAGAGGCAAGCAGAAAUCAUGGGCAAGGAGGUGACCAGGGAGCAGAUCGACGAGAUGAUCGAGACGGGCAAGUGGAACGUCUUCUCUGAUAAUCUCCUGCUGGAAGGGAGGACUGCAAGAUCUGCUCUCAACGAGAUCGAGAACCGGCACAAGGAGCUGCUGGAGCUGGAGAGCCGCAUCAGGGAGAUUCAGGAGCUUUUCUUGCAGCUGGCCCGGCUGGUGGAGGAACAGGGCUGCAUGGUGGAUAACAUAGAGGCAAAUUUAUGUGCGACUCAGGACUAUGUUGGCAAGGCCACAGUUCAGAUCGGGAAGGCUGUGAGAUACAAGAAGAACAAUCCAUGCAAAAAACUGUUUUGUUGUUGCUUCCCUUGCUGCAACUGAGCAAGGAGCAAUCAGUGUCAUAUAUAUCUAUAUAUCUAUCUAUCUAUAUAUAUAUAUAUCUAUAUAUAUAUAGAUAUAUAUAUAUCUAUAUCUAUAUCUAUAUAUACUUUUGAUAAGGUUGAGACCGGCUUCCUGUGUGUGUGUUGUCCCUGCUCUAGUUUGCGUAUUUAUUUGGCUCAAAUGAAGCACUGACUCCAUUUUUAAAUUUCACACUCUGGCGUAGCUUUCCUCACCGAGCUGGUCUGAGAAAAGGCCUACAUUUGAAACCACAGGGCCUUAUGCAAAUGGAUACAGUGAGAUAUGGGUGUUAACAUUUCCUGAUUACAGCUGAGAACAGCUCUACAUGAUUACUGUAAAGACAUACAGGCCCUCGCAGCUUUGUCCUUCACAUUUCAGCUUUAAACUCUUGUCGUUGUGUGAGAUAUUUAAGUAAUGUAAAUAAAUCCCUUAGAUUGGCUGACAGUCUGAAUGUAGUUAAGCAGGUCUAUUUCUUAUUACAGCCCGUUGCUUAACAAGUCUUAAGAAACACAGUGAACGCAACACAGCCAGAUCCUAGCUUGCUGGGGAGGCGAGAUUGUGUGGCUUUUGCAACAAUAUGCUGGCCACCCACAGUUAUCACCACCUACAGGCCGGGGCUUAGGGUUUCUCAAGAAUCUUUUCCUCCACUUUGCACAGAUGAAACCGUGUCAUCUUGAUAUUUUCCUGCAGCUUCAGCUACAGUGGCACGGUUUUGUUUUUUCUUGUUUUUCUCGCAUUGUUCCACACAAAAGAGCACCUGAGUCAGUGUUUACACGCGUGUGCGCUCAGGCAGCCUGACAGCACUAUGGUGAAUGGGUAACUAAUUAGGUCAGAGUACUUACUGUUUGCACAGCAGUCCUGUCUCCCCGUCCUUUGCAGUGUAAUGAUAGUAAAAUUAAGAGGACUUCCCCCCCUCUGUGGUAGGCCAUCACUGACUGGCACUGAGGAGGGGAGGGGGAUUCCCAGUUAUGGCCUGUUAGACUCAAGCUGAGAGGCUCGGUGGCUGAGGGCAUCAUCGCUCCACUUUCUCUUCGUGAGAGACACGGAGUGGGUGUUUGCAGAGUACGUAACUGCCUCUGCUCGGUGAUGAGAGGGCUUUGUACUUCCUCAGCGGCGCUCUGUGCGGUUUAUGGUGGGCAGUUUUUUACUGGCAGCGUGACUUUGCAAUGUGGCAUCGCGAGUGCGCGCAGGUGGGCGGAUUCACCUGGGGUCGUAUCGGUUCAUAGCGCACCAGGAUGGCCGAGUGGUUAAGGCGUUGGACUUAAGAUCCAAUGGACAUGUGUCCACGUGGGUUCGAACCCCACUCCUGGUAAGAGGCGGAAAUUUUAACCUAAAUAAGAGUUAAUGAAAAAUGACAGUAGGGGGAUUACGCGGUGGUCCACGAGCUGGGAGUUGUUAUCCUCCAUCCAUUCAGGUGCUGAAAACAUAACCUUUACCUUUAAAUGUGUAUUUAGCUUCAGGUGGUUCAGCGUAAGAAACACACUUCGGUAAAUGUGGGCAGCAGACUGAACACCGUAUCUCGGCGUUAAGUCAGGAUUUGAAGGCACAAUCCGGUCUGAGUGUAAACGAGUAAGCAGCCCCAGCCACACAAAUAUUUAAAGGAUGUGGUUGGAAAUAUGCCAACCAUCCUGUGAUGACCGUCGGAUAGCUUAACACUGGGAGAAGGUUAAAUGUGACCCAAGUGGUUGUUUUGUGGAGCAGGAAAAGGCUUGUUUCCACUAGCGGUGAGAGGAACGGAGGCCUGUCAUGUCAGAUUACGUGAUUGGAGACACAGGUUUGCCCUUUAUCCUAUUUACAGAGCACAUGCAUUAUAAUGAAACAAAAAGCCAAGUCAUGAUUCAUCAGGGUGAAAAGAGCUGAGUCGCUGCCGUGUGAUGGGGUGAAGUGUGUGCAUCUGGCGCCACCUGGCUGUAAACUGUGUGAACACAUUGCCACAAAACAAGUCGCUUUUCUCUCUGUGGUAAACUGAAUGGAUUACUGCUGCGUCUGGCCAAGUAACAGAAGGAAACCAUGAAGAAAGUGUCAUUUAAAUCGAGAACAUCCACACUGGAUUGAAGCUCUGAAGACUUUAUCAGUCUGGAUGCAAGCAACAUUUUUCAACCAUUUUUAAGCAAGUUACUGUUAAAUAUUUCUAUUUCAUAAUUUGACAAUGAUAUCAAUGGGAUUUUAUGAGCUUUGUUGUCACAUAUCUAUCUUGUUAACACCGUUAGCCUGCUGAAGACCCUGGGGGGUUGAAUCAUUGCCUUUUUCCAGUCCAAUAAAGUCUGCAGAGCUUUAAUCCAGUAAUAAUAAUGAACAAAAUAAAUAAAAUAAAA